This is a messenger RNA of Pseudoliparis swirei, 3309 nucleotides long. It is a transcript of the gene clpxb, whose product is annotated as caseinolytic mitochondrial matrix peptidase chaperone subunit Xb. Bases 367 to 2238 code for a protein of 623 amino acids. Gene Ontology annotation, molecular function: ATP hydrolysis activity; zinc ion binding; protein dimerization activity. The transcript has 15 exons. NCBI's taxonomy places the organism in Eukaryota, Metazoa, Chordata, Actinopteri, Perciformes, Liparidae. Gene Ontology annotation, biological process: proteolysis; protein catabolic process. Gene Ontology annotation, cellular component: mitochondrial matrix. The record is from RefSeq and is a predicted model, not a curated record.
GCAUAGACGAAAGCGACGCCGCCAUCUUGCUUAAGCCCGUCACACCGAUUACAGAUCGCGUAUGUUGCCUCCUGCUACCCAGAGAGAAAGCUAACUAGCAGCUAACUGGGUAACCGACCUAGUGCAUAACAGCGUUACAUCACUUUGGGUCGUCUCCCACCUGGGAAAUAUCGGCCUCGAGAAGACAACGCUGACUGCUGUAUGUGUUGCGAUAUCAGUCCGACACACUGAGCCGUUUCACUAAAACAACAGGGCGAAACGCUUUGGUGACUUUGAGAAUUUGUUUGUUUAUUUAUUUUUCCGAGUAGGGGCUGUCGAGACGCGACUGGUUUCAUCGAGCCCUGAUAUUGAGCCACACGAAGAGUUAUGUCCUGCCCGUGCACUUCGGCUGCCAGGUUGUUCCUAAACAAUGCCCACAGAGGAUUGUCCUGCUCCCGGAUCCAGUUGUUUUCGCUGAGUCGUCAGGGCUCUCGGGGAAAUUAUUUACCCCCGAGGGUACGGGUGAGGUCGUUUUCAGAGGCGGCUGUCUGCUAUGCCGUUAAAGAUGGGACAACUAAGGACAGUGGAAGCGAUAGUGGGAAGAAAAGCCUCAGUGAGGGGAAGAGACAUUCUGGCUCUGGAGGAUCAGGCAAGGGGGGAAGCCAGCUACGUUGCCCUAAAUGUGGAGAUCCCUGCACACAUGUAGAGACCUUUGUAUCAUCAACACGGUUUGUCAAAUGUGAGAAAUGUCAUCACUUUUUCGUGGUUCUGUCUGAAACGGAAUCUAAGAAGGGACUAAACAAGGAGCCAGAAUCUGCUGCGGAGGCAGUGAAACUGGCAUUUGCACAGAAACCUCCCCCUCCUCCUAAGAAGAUAUAUGCUUACCUCGACAAGUACGUUGUUGGCCAGUCUUAUGCAAAAAAGGUGUUGGCAGUUGCAGUGUACAACCACUACAAGCGCAUCUACAACAACAUCCCCGCUGGGAGUCGGCAGCAGGUGGAGGUGGAAAAACAGCCCUCACUAACACCUCGUGAACUAGAGAUGAGAAGACGAGAGGAUGAGUACAGGUUCACAAAACUGCUGCAGAUCGCAGGGAUCAGUCCUCAUGGGAACGCUCUGGGAGCGUCGAUGCAGCAACAGGCGAGCCAGCAGGCACCUCAGGAGAAGAGGGGCGGGGAGGUCCUGGACUCCGCACACACUGGAAUUAAACUGGACAAGAGCAACAUCAUACUUCUUGGUCCAACGGGCUCAGGAAAAACAUUGUUGGCACAAACACUGGCGUGUUGUCUGGAUGUUCCAUUUGCAAUAUGCGAUUGCACAACGCUGACUCAAGCUGGGUACGUGGGAGAAGACAUCGAGUCAGUUAUUGCCAAACUGCUGCAGGACGCCAACUAUUCAGUGGAGAAGGCACAACAAGGUAUUGUGUUCCUGGAUGAGGUUGAUAAAAUUGGCAGUGUGCCCGGAAUCCAUCAGCUGAGAGAUGUAGGCGGAGAGGGAGUCCAGCAGGGUUUGCUUAAACUCUUGGAGGGCACAGUCGUCAAUGUUCCUGAGAAAAACUCCAGGAAACUGAGAGGAGAGACGGUUCAGGUGGACACAACAAACAUCCUGUUUGUUGCUUCUGGAGCUUUCAACGGACUCGACAGAAUCAUCAGCAGAAGAAAGAAUGAAAAGUAUUUGGGUUUUGGGACUCCCUCCAACAUGAGACAAGGGCGGCGCGCAGCGGUCGCCGUAGACUUGGCCAACAACGGCGAGACGGACACCGUGGCAGAGAUCGAGGAGAAGGACCGGCUGCUGAAGCUCGUCGAGGCCAGAGACCUGAUCGAGUUUGGAAUGAUCCCAGAGUUCGUCGGCCGCCUUCCGGUCAUCGUGCCGCUGCACAGCCUGGAUGAAGAGAUGCUCGUCCGAAUCUUGACUGAACCGCGCAACGCUGUGGUGCCUCAGUACCAGGCUCUGUUCAGCAUGGACAAGUGUGAACUCAACGUGACGGCCGGGGCCCUGAAGGGCAUCGCCCGGAUGGCUCUGGAGAGGAGAACUGGAGCUCGUGGGCUCAGAUCCAUCAUGGAAAAGAUCCUCCUGGAGCCCAUGUUCGAGGUGCCACAAUCCGACAUCAUUGCUGUUGAGCUGAACAAAGACAUUGUCCAAGGAAAAUCCCUUCCGAGAUAUAUCCGAGCCCCGGCCAAGGAGUCUACAGAAGAGGAAUACGACUCGGGCAUCGAGGAGGAGAACUGGCCUCGGCAGGCGGACGCUGCCAACAACUGAAGCACAUGUCCCUCAUUUCACCUAAAGACAGUCUUUGAAAUCAUUAGCUCAUUAUGAACCUUUUGAAACUCACUCUGGUUUUGACCUUUAGCCUCUGACAAACACGCUGUGGACUCUGUAGUCGAGGUAACGAUGGAGCCUGCCGAGUGCUGAUGAACAAGUUAAGAGAAUGUAACAAACUUGGGUCCCGCGCAUCAGAUGAUAAUUCUCUAGCAGUGCACUCACAGGGUGGACCUUCAUACAAUAUUUCAAUCUCUGGGGAUUGUUAACAUUUUUAUCUCUAAAGAUAUUGCAAUUUUAUUCACGAAAGGAUUUGUAGCUCAUUAGUGUUCCUCUCUUGUGGCGAUGGCUGUCAUGGCAAGGGAAGCAAAUGGAAAUUAUGAGAUCAUACUUUAAGUGUGAUGGUCACGUGUUAUGUAACGUUUAACGCACCAGCAACCCAACAAAGCGGGUGUUCAACAACGGUGACCUUUUUAAAACCAGAAUGGUUAUUUCUCAGUGUUUUGCUUCCACUUGUCGCCGCUGCCAUUUCGGGAAUGUAUCCGUUUACUUCCUGACCCGAUCAUCACAGGACUGGAUCAUUACGCUGGCUCUCAAAACAGGAUUAGCCGGUUGCCGGGUAACUUUAAAAUUAUCCUCUGAUGUUUUGUUUUGUAGUGUAUCUCCUCCGACAUAAAGUACACGACUGAAUCCUGUUUUAAAAUUUGAUAUUCAAGCUUCAUUAUCGUGAUUCAACUCAUAAUCGGACAGAUGACAUCACAGUUGGCCGGAUGCCGCUCAAAACCUGCUGAGUCAGGCAGCAGGUGUUUUUAUUUUCCGAUACGAUCCCGUCUCCAGACACGGCCGGCCUGAACCACGCGGCCGUUAUCUUUAAAACGCUGUUUGUGCUUUAACAUGAGAUGAAACUAGAUCCGUUCUCUCUCUGCUUUUAAGUUUCCUUUUGCUUCAGUUAAGUUUAAAAAGUGCUUUUCUGUUUUCAGAGGUCUGUUGCAGCACCUGUAGCCUCCCCCAGUUUGUGGAUCUAAAAUUAUUUGUGAUUGUUGAAAAUAUAUAAAUAAAAUGUAAAUCUUU